Molecule: messenger RNA, 1619 nt
Organism: Nipponia nippon (crested ibis)
Lineage: Eukaryota; Metazoa; Chordata; Aves; Pelecaniformes; Threskiornithidae
Source: RefSeq, a predicted model, not a curated record
AAAAGUCAAGAAAUGUCUACCAAUUUAAAAUACCUUUCCUUGGGCAUCCUGGUUUUUCAGACCACAAGUUUAGUCUUGACCAUGCGUUAUUCUCGGACGCUGAAAGAAGAAGGACCGCGUUACUUAUCCUCUACUGCAGUAGUUAUUGCUGAACUUCUGAAGAUUUUGGCCUGUGUUCUAUUGGUCUACAAAGACAGCAAGUGCAAUUUACGGACUCUGAACAGAGUGCUACAUGAUGAAAUCCUUAACAAACCCAUGGAAACUCUUAAGCUUGCUAUUCCUUCAGGAAUUUAUACUCUUCAGAAUAACUUGCUCUAUGUAGCAUUGUCAAACCUAGAUGCAGCCACAUACCAGGUUACAUAUCAACUGAAAAUUCUUACCACAGCAUUAUUUUCUGUGUCCAUGUUAAGCAAGAAAUUGGGCAUAUACCAGUGGCUUUCAUUAGUAAUAUUGAUGACAGGAGUGGCACUUGUGCAGUGGCCUUCAGACUCUCAAGCAACAGCUGCUAAGGAGCAUUCAGCAGGAUCUCAGUUUGUAGGCCUGAUUGCGGUUCUUAUAGCAUGCUUUUCUAGUGGAUUUGCUGGGGUGUAUUUUGAGAAAAUUUUAAAGGAAACUAAGCAGUCUGUGUGGAUCAGAAAUAUUCAGCUUGUGUCUUUUUCUUCGGAGCCGUCCUUGUAAUAGCAGCUACUUUCCUGUACGGUUAUGAUCCCAAACCUGCAGGAAAUCCCAUUAAGGCAUAGCAUACUUCCUCAUCAACCUGCUUCUCAAGAUCAUGCACUGGGGGCCUUGCUAACAAUGGCAUGUGGAAAGUGUCAUUGUCCACUGCAAGGAAAGGAUUACUACCCUGAGUCUAUUGAAGAAAUGCUUAUGAGUAGUUUUGAACAGCCAGAGGGGUUAAAGGUGGAUGAUGAUACUGUCUGUAACUGAUGGAAAAAAAAUGGCAGGGGGAUGCCCAGUGCAACUUGCUAAUAAAAACUUGAAAGGAACAAAAAGUUUCCAAGAAACUGCAAUUAGGAAUGUUUACAGCUUUGACUGGGAUUGCAUCAAAAGAAUUUACUGUAUUGACUGCUGCAGAAAUAUGUCCUAUGCACUCUUUGAAAGAGCACAUGACAACGUUGUCAGAUUGUAUGUUUUUGCAAUUUGACUGUAUUUAAUCUUAGUAAAUAUGUUUUUAACUGUUUGUCUAUUUACAUGAAAUCAGCUGAAUACACAUCAUAGUUCUAAAGUGAUGGUUCUAAUUAGAUAUCCCUUAUUAAAACUGUGAAGAUUGAAGUAUGAUUGAAAGACACUUUCACAAUAGCAAAUAUUUUUAUAUUUUUAGAAGGCAGAUUUAAUAACAGAAAUCUGUUCUGUUGCUUAUAUAAAACUAUUGUAAGAAUGUUAACAUUCUCACCUAAGUACACAAAGGGAGAAAUUCAGAGUGAAAGCUGGAAAUCUAUGUUGAUACUCCAGCCUUCAUCCGGAGAGCCUGUAGCCAACAGAUGCAAUAACUCUGGGAAUACAGGCCAGAGGUUACUGCACUAACCUGGCACUAAGAGUAGGGUUUUGAUGGAGUCCUUGCUCAGAUGUAAUGUUCAUUCUUUUUAUUGAUUAUAUAUCAACUUGUUGGUAGAACCUUU